Ruditapes philippinarum (Manila clam) is the source of this 1016-nucleotide messenger RNA. Its product is annotated as polypeptide N-acetylgalactosaminyltransferase 1-like. Gene Ontology annotation, cellular component: Golgi apparatus. NCBI's taxonomy places the organism in Eukaryota, Metazoa, Mollusca, Bivalvia, Venerida, Veneridae. The record is from RefSeq and is a predicted model, not a curated record.
CAGAAUAACUCCAUGGGGUGCGAAUGAUCCAAAAAAUGACUUCCAUUCCUUAAACAAAGCCAGAAUGGUGCAGGUUUGGAUGGAUCCUCCAUACAGUGAUACCAUCAGGAACUAUCUUAGUGACAAAAACUUCACUGUCGGUGAUCUUCAAAGCAGACGCGCAAUCCGCUCCAGAAACCGAUGUAAGCCGUACCAGUAUUUCGUCGACAUGGUACGGUCUUUUUCAAACGUGUAUAUUGUGAAAAACCCAAAGUGUCGAGGAAGUCUUCGAAAUAUUCGUUAUAAAAGAUGUAUCGACAUAGCUAAAAUUGAUAACCGACUAAGCAUUAUCUUAUACCCAUGUCAUGAAAUGAUAUCCUCUAAUCAGUACUUUAUCUUAACAGAAAGUGACAAUAUAAGAUGCAUUGAAGGACAUUUAUUCGAUGUAGAAAAGAAUGUAGAUGAUUUAAAACUAAAUUUGAGACGGUCUCCGUCGGAGUACAGUCACCCGGAUGCCAAAUGGAAAUAUAGUAACAAACGUGUAAUACACGUGUCAUCUGAUUUAUGUUUAACUGCAUUUACACGUGACAAUCUCGGAUUAAGUGGAUGUACGGAAGAUCCUGAUCAACUUUGGGAGUGGAACACAGUUGAAUAACACGUGCACUAGAAAAAAAACUGUAUUUGUUACAAAACCCACCACGUUGAAAAGCAAGUCUUUCUUUAGUGAAAAUACUGAACUACUGUUUAUAAAAUGAGAAGAGCACGGCCAAAUAAUGAAAUGAGAUCAAUUCAAGUACAUUCAUAACAUACAAACGCCAUUUUAUUUAAUUACUACAUAAAUGGACUUAACCAAAAACAGUUCCUACUAGUUACUACAUAACUGAUAGGUAUUACGUCACAGUAACUAUUAUUAAAUCACCGUUUAGUUGAAAUCAAACGCCAACAACAACACUUUUUUCAACAUUUAUCUAUACAGUGUUGCAUAAAAAACUACUAGAGGAAAAUAACACCCUUUCAUGCUGAUUAAUUUCAAUCAU